Molecule: messenger RNA, 1332 nt
Organism: Symbiodinium sp. CCMP2592
Lineage: Eukaryota; Dinophyceae; Suessiales; Symbiodiniaceae
Source: the annotation of a GenBank genome assembly
AUGGUUUCCAGUUUCUUGCUUCGGCUUCUGGUGGUUACGGCUUAUGUGAAGAGCAUCACUUCCAUGUCACGGGACUGCGAUGGCAGUGAGGAUCCGGGCAUUUGCAGGAGCCAGGUUGUUUCGGGCAUGCCACCAGAUGAAGCUGAUGAGUCGGCGGCUUUGCAAGCCAAGCUGGAACCGCAACCCCUGCGAUUUCGUCGCUGGUUCCGGCCUCGUCGUGGUCGCAGUUACUACGGGUACUAUGGGCAAAAGACCACCACGGUGCCGAUCACCGCAGUGCCGACCACCACGGUAACCACCACAACUGCCGCACAGCCUUUCUGGAUCGUGGCCGAUGCCAACCAGGCUUGCAAUGUGGCUUGCAGUGCCUUCAACACGACGGAAGUGAGCUUCGAGUGCGGAAAGGAUGAGAUGGGUGCCAUCAACUCCACACAGACAAUCUCCGACCUGGUCGCGAGUCUCAACGAGACAUGCAACUUUGGAAGUGGCGACAUCGACAGAGACGAGCCAGGAGCUCCUUUCAUCGAUGCCCGCAAUGACAAGUGCUACUACUGGGACCCGACUAAGCCACCUGCUGCCAUUGGCUGCGACUCAGUGCGGUAUCCUCAUCGCAGGCCUCUGUGCUACUGCAAGCCUGUUGAGCCGGCAAAUCCAGAUGGAGCGUGGUUUCGCGCGAGUAACCAAAACAUACCAUGCAACACGGUGUGCAACGCGAACGGCUACACGGAGUGUGGCAAGGAAGAGAUGGCUGCGAUCAACUCGACGGAAACAAUCAGGGCGUUGGCCUGGGAUCUCGGCAUUAUCUGCAAAGAUCCGCCCCCUUCCAACGACGUCCGAGGCGACUCAGGAUCUCCGUUCAUCCUCCCGAACGGUGACUGCUACUACUGGGACUCGACCAAGCCGCCUGCGUCUAUUGACUGUGACACGUUUCCAUUGUCCAAUCCCAACCGCAAACCUUUGUGCUACUGCAAGCCUGUUUCUUCGGCAAGCAAGGCGGAUCCAGAUGGAGGGUGGUUCACAGGUGCCACAAAUAAUAUAGCAUGCGACGUGGUUUGCAAUGACAACGGCUAUGCAGAGUGUGGAGAGGAAGAGAUGGCCGCUAUCAACAAUACACAGGCAAUCGAGGCCUUGGCCUGGGAGCUUGGCAUCGUCUGCACUGUCAACUCCGGCGACCCCUCCCGAAACAAUGCGGGGACUCCGUUCCUGUCGGGGAACAGUUGCUACUAUUGGGAUCCGAACACAGCGGCUUCGCAGGUAGACUGCAGCUCCGUGAAAAGCACCAACCGCAGGCCAUUUUGCUUUUGCAAGACCCUGCUGCCGGAAGACCGCUAG